CGACUCGGACGUGUGGAGCAGCCACCCGGGCGGGCUGGUGGCGUGGUCCUCUUGGGCAGAUUUUUGGGCAGGGUCGUGCCUGCUUGAGGGCAGAGGCGCUGGUCACAGGGCCCUUACACAGACUCAUAUUUUCCCCCUCAAAGCGGAUAGAGCCUUAGCAAAGCCAUGGCAGCUGGCUUUGGGGUACUGGGGGCCUCAGUCACGCUGAGAGAUGCAGCCCUCCUGGGGUUAUUCCGAGCGCCUGGGAGAGUGGUCACUCCCACCCCGGAGGGGGAAGGGUGGCCUGUUUCCAAGUCCGGCUUGGUCAGGUGACAGCGGCGCGCCAUACUCAGCAGCAAUAAUACGGAAGAACAGCGCUGGUGAGGCCGCGCCAGCCUGCAAAGAAGACAGCCGGCCCGCGCGGGGACAUGCGGCCCCGGGAGCUCCCCGGGCUCGCGCUCUCGCUGCUGCUGCUGCCGCUGCUGCUGCCGCCUUGCCCUGCCCGCAGUGCUGCGCGCUUCGACCCCACCUGGGAGUCCCUGGACGCCCGCCAGCUGCCCGCGUGGUUCGACCAGGCCAAGUUCGGCAUCUUCAUCCACUGGGGCGUGUUUUCCGUGCCCAGCUUCGGUAGCGAGUGGUUCUGGUGGUAUUGGCAAAAGGAAAAGAUACCGAAGUAUGUGGAAUUCAUGAAAGAUAAUUACCCUCCUAGUUUCAAAUAUGAAGAUUUUGGACCACUAUUUACAGCAAAAUUUUUUAAUGCCAACCAGUGGGCAGAUAUUUUUCAGGCCUCUGGUGCCAAAUACAUUGUCUUAACUUCAAAACAUCACGAAGGCUUUACCUUGUGGGGUUCAGAGUAUUCGUGGAACUGGAAUGCCAUAGAUGAGGGGCCCAAGAGGGACAUUGUCAAGGAACUUGAGGUAACCAUUAGGAACAGAACUGACCUGCGUUUUGGACUGUACUAUUCCCUUUUUGAAUGGUUUCAUCCGCUCUUCCUUGAGGAUGAAUCCAGUUCAUUCCAUAAGCGGCAAUUUCCAGUUUCUAAGACAUUGCCAGAGCUCUAUGAGCUAGUGAACACCUAUCAGCCUGAGAUACUGUGGUCGGAUGGUGACGGAGGAGCACCAGAUCAAUACUGGAACAGCACAGGCUUCUUGGCCUGGCUAUAUAAUGAAAGCCCAGUUCGCGAUACAGUAGUCACCAAUGAUCGUUGGGGAGCUGGUAGCAUCUGUAAGCAUGGUGGCUUCUAUACCUGCAGUGAUCGUUAUAACCCAGGACAUCUUUUGCCACAUAAAUGGGAAAACUGCAUGACAAUAGACAAGCUGUCCUGGGGCUACAGGAGGAAUGCUGGAAUCUCUGACUAUCUUACAAUUGAAGAAUUGGUGAAGCAACUUGUAGAAACGGUUUCAUGUGGAGGAAAUCUUUUGAUGAAUAUUGGGCCCACACUAGAUGGCACCAUUUCUGUAGUUUUUGAGGAGCGACUGAGGCAAAUGGGGUCCUGGCUAAGAGUCAAUGGAGAAGCUAUUUAUGAAACUCAUACCUGGCGAUCCCAGAAUGACACUGUCACCUCAGAUAUGUGGUACACAUCCAAGCCUAAAGAAAAAUUGGUCUAUGCCAUUUUUCUUAAAUGGCCCAUAUCAGGACAGCUGUUCCUUGGCCAGCCCAAAGCUAUUCUAGGGGCAACACAGGGUGCCUAUACAUUAUCAGUUUCCACUUGCAGCCAUUUCUAGAUAAAAAAGAAACCUGACAUCUCUACAGGGGCCACCAAGUUCCCCAAGUCUACCACUGAAAGGACCUUUUUGGAACUAGGUUUCUUCUGUGCCUCUGAAACACCUUAAAGCUGAAUCAUCUUUAACCUGGAGGUCAAACGACAUUCAGCAAUACUUGCAUCCCAGAUAUACAACAUUAAAAGAUACACUAAAUUCUGAAGGUAGCUAUGCUGCAAAAUAAUUUAAACAACUCAACAGCAUUCAUUUAUGCUUGAAAUUCCAGUCCUAGACAAACCUUGUGACCAUCAGCACUUGACGUUCUUGCCACCCAGGAGAGCUGACAGUGUCAGCUGAUACCUGGCUUUAGGAUUUGAGUGUAUCCUAAACCUAUCAUCAGGCUGGAGUUGUUUAUUUUAGUGGAGAAAUGGGCUUCAGGGCCGAUCUGAUAUUUGGCUGCUAUACCAAAGUGAGUGUUACUGUUUUCUGCUGUCCCAGCAAGACUGACAGCAGUCUCCAACUUCUUGCUCACCUUCUGGUAACUGGAGCCGCCAAACUCUGUCCCGCCAUUCACAUUAGUGUUAGGUUGGAAUUCAUCAGUUUUGUAGCCAACCACAAAGUUACUCUGGGUCACUCAGAACUUUGUGGUCUCAAAAUUCACCUGGUAGCUGGCCAGCCAACCCUCAUAACCCAGCACUAGAGCAUCUCAGAAUGAAGGCCCAGCCAUGUUCAAAUCCACGUCAUAGCCCAGGUUAAUGUGCUCCCACUUGUAUCCUGUUUUGAUUUUAGCAUUUUUCCCCCAAGUGUUAGGGGAGAAGGAUGAACGCAAGGUCAGCUUCGGUCCAUGUGCAAGCUGAUCUUCCAUGGUAAUCUUGGUGCCUAGUGUGUGUCAGUGUUCCAUUUCUUCAUAAAUGUCAGGCCAUAUUUGGUACGUCUGUACUUGCUUUCCAGACUGCCUGUCACUUUGGUGGCCUCAGUGUUGGCUGAGCCUGAGCUUGUAAAUUCUAAUCCAUUCUCAGAUUUUGUUUCAAAUCAGGUUAUAUUAAGCCAAAUCCAUAUACCUUGGUGAAGACAUGCUUGGCAGAUUGGCCAAGAUUAGCAUAUGUGGGUGGCACAGCAAUCUUCUUCUCAGAGACAAUGCCAGUGGGUUCAGAGGUGUCUAUGGUGAAGGCUGCAGCUCCACUACCUAUUUUUAAAAACAUUCUAGACACACACUCCCUAGCAUUCAGCUCCAGGCCUAACCAGGCCUUAGAAGAGAAUUCAUACUUUAUUUUCUACCUUCUGCUGUUCAGCUGCAUGUUACACUGGAGGAACAUAAAACAAUGUCACUGAAAAUAUAUGUCAACAUAUUAAUAAUACAUAAUGAUUUAUUUACUUUUGCCUUAAUUACCCUUCUAAAUGAAGAAUUACAGAUGUAUUACUAAAGACAAUGAAUUAUUUUUUUCAAAAAGUAAUGCUGUUUGCUUUUUCCUAAAUGAACAAGUUAACAACAACAAAAAACACCAAGUACAUGACCAAUUAAAAUGAAACUUAAACUAGAAUGCUCUCUUUUCUGAAAUAACAACAAAAAUGUUAUGGGAUGAACAGCUGAAAAAUAUCAACUCAACAAAACCAUAUUUUACUAAAAUAGUUUAUUGCAAUAAGAUAGUCACUGUAUUCAAAAUCAAUACAAAGUAAGUUAUUAAAAUUAUGUACAUACAAAUGAAUAAAACUAUGUAAUUAGGUAAGUAAACAGCAUCAACACAAUUUUAGCCUCUAAAUCAAUAUAUAACUUUCUAAGGCUUGUUAAUAAAA
Sapajus apella (tufted capuchin) is the source of this 3473-nucleotide messenger RNA. RefSeq names its product alpha-L-fucosidase 2 (gene FUCA2). The record is from RefSeq and is a predicted model, not a curated record. The transcript is spliced from 7 exons. Gene Ontology annotation, molecular function: alpha-L-fucosidase activity. Gene Ontology annotation, cellular component: lysosome. NCBI's taxonomy places the organism in Eukaryota, Metazoa, Chordata, Mammalia, Primates, Cebidae. Bases 408 to 1703 code for a protein of 431 amino acids. Gene Ontology annotation, biological process: fucose metabolic process; glycoside catabolic process.